AUGACCCCAGCUCUGAAGGAGGCAACAACAAAGGGUAUCUGCUUUUCAUCUCUGCCAAGUGCCAUGGAAUCUGACAAGAUGCUGUGCAUGGAAAGCCCUAGAACUGCGGAUGAAAAGCUCACGGGAGGAGACACUUUCUCUCAGAUGCUGGGAUUUCCGGCUCCUGAACCUAGUCUAAAUACUAAUUUUGUGAAUUUAAAACAUUUUGCCUCUCCUCAGGCUUCAAAACAUUUUCAGACAGUUCUCUUAAUGAGUUCUAAUUCAACACUAAAUAAGUAUAAUGAAAAUUAUAACCAAAAGAAAGUAAUGGAGGCCAACUGCUGUAAGCUGAAAAACGUACUGUGUAAUGGCAGCAGCAUUCAGCUCAGUAAGCUCUGCCGUUCUCAUCCUGAGAAUGAGUUCAUCAAAAAGGAGCUCUUAGAUGGCACAAGCCAUUGCAUGAAAGAUAUACAGAUCGUUCUGGAUUCCAAUCUCACCAAAGAUGCUAAUGUAGAUAAAAUACAUCUGCAAAACUGUAAAUGGUACCAAAAGAAUGUACUUUUGGAUAAAUUCACUGACACUAAGAUUAAAAAGGGCCUAUUGCAAUGUACUCAAAAGAAAAUUGGACCUAAUCACUCAGAUAUGCCUGUUAUUUCCUCAGCUGCUGAGAAAGAGGAGGAGGUGAAUGCUCGUUUGCUUCAUUGUGUGAGUAAACAGAAAACCUUGCUCAGCCAGGCUAGACGAACUCAGAAACACCUGCAGAUGCUCCUGGCCAAGCAUGUUGUGAAGCACUAUGGUCAGCAGAUGAAAUUUUCUAUGAAGCACCAGCUGCCCACAAUGAAGAUCUUCCAUGAACCCACCACAGUUUUGGGUAAUAGUUUACUUGAACACACUGAAAUUAAGCCAGAAGUCGACAUACUGGCUUCAGAGAAUAAGUUUUUGAAUGAUACAAACAAUGGCUUUGCUCAUUGUACAGCUGCAGAAAUCCAAAGAUUUGCCCUGUCUGCUACAGGGCUGUUGUCUCAUGUUGAAGAGGGUCUGGAUUCUGAUGCCACCGAUAGCAGCUCAGAUGACGAGUUGGAUGAAUAUACCAUUAAAAAAAAUGUGGCAGUUAACGCUAGUACUGAAUGGAAGUGGCUUGUAGACAGAGCGCGAGUUGGCAGCCGAUGGACUUGGCUUCAAGCUCAGAUUUCAGAGCUAGAAUACAAAAUCCAGCAACUAACAGAUAUUCACAGGCAUAUUCGUGCCUCCAAGGGGAUAGUGAUCUUAGAAGAAUGUCAGCUGCCAAAAGACAUUUUGAAAAAACAGAUACAAUUUUCAAAUCAAGCGGCUUCAUUAAACACUUCAGUGAAUUCUCAGAUUCCCCAAAGAAGCGAAGAGACCUUGCCAGAGCACGACUUUGAGAUGUCACCCAGCAGCCCUACGCUACUUCUUCGAAACAUAGAAAAACAGAGUGCACAGUUGACUGAAAUCAUUAACAGUUUGAUUGCCCCUCUCAACUUGUCUCCAACUUCCUCACCCCUCUCCUCCAAAUCCUGCAGCCACAAAUGUCUGGCUAAUGGCAUUUCAAAGAGUGCUUCAGAGAAUUUAGAUGAGCUCUCUUCCUCCAGUAGCUGGUUACUUAAUCAGAAGCACAGUAAGAAAAGGCGAAAAGACAGGACAAGACUGAAAUCUCCAUCCUUGGCUAUCAUGAGUACAGCUGCCCGAACAAGACCCCUUCAGAGUUUCCAUAAAAGAAAACUCUACAGAUUGAGCCCCACUUUUUACUGGACUCCUCAGACUUUACCUUCAAAAGAAGCAUUUUUAAAUGCAACACAGAUGCCUUACAUGGAAUCACCUUUACAUUCAGACUACUGGGAGCAGAGUUCCAAGUCUGAGCUGUUAAGAGAACAUGUUACGAAACUAGAUUCCUCUUUUCAUCCUGUGCUGUCACUGCCAUCAGACAUUCCCCUUCAUUUUCAUUUUGAGAACUUAUUUAAGAAGACCAAUGUAAAAGGAGAGCUUGCUGAGAAUCCAUUUGUAGGUGACUGUAUCAUAGCGCCACCAUCUGUACAAGGGACUUCUCUGACUCAGUGGAGAAAUGGAUAUUCCCCUAUGUGUAAGCCUCAGAUAAGGUCACAGUCAUCCGCACAACUAUUGCAGGGAAGAAAAAAGAGACACUUGAGUGAAACAGCAUUAGCAGGAGAAAGAACUAGAUUUGAAGAAUUUACUUUCCAACGUACAGAACCAGGAUCCCAUUGCGAUUUUACUGCAGCCUCUAAUACCAAUGUUACAUCAAGAACCCAGAAUUCAUCCUCACAAAAUACUACUCGACGGAGGUUAAGAAGUGAGAGCUCUUACGAUAUAGAUAACAUUGUGAUUCCCAUGUCAUUAGUAGCACCAGCUAAGUUAGAGAAACUCCAGUAUAAAGAAAUACUUACUCCACGCUGGAGGAUGGUUGUUCUUCAGCCUCUUGAACAUAACUUAAGCAAAGAAGAGAUAGAAGAUCUUUCUGAUGAAGUCUUCUCCCUAAGACACAAAAAAUAUGAAGAGAGAGAGCAAGCUAGGUGGUCACUCUGGGAGCAAAGCAAAUGGCAUAGAAGAAAUAACAGAGCUUACAGUAAAAACUUGGAAGGGCAGGACUUGGUUCUGAAGGAAAACCCCAGUGACCUUAGCAGUGCUCAGCAGUGUGCUGCCGAGAGCCCCCUUGAGCUCCCAGCAGAGAACCCCAGUCUGUGCGCUCAGGACUCACUUUCUUUAAAUGAUAGUCAAGAGAUCAAGUCUUUGUGGUGGGAGCGACGAGCCUUUCCGUUGAAGGAUGAGGAUACAGCAGCCUUAUUAUGCCAAGAUGAAAGAAAGGAUCGGACUGACGGGGCGAGCACAGCCAUCUGCAAGGAAGUCUUCUGUAGCACUACACCAGAGAAUGGCCACCCUCCAAAAAUGCAGUUAGAUGGGAUGGAAGAGUAUAAAACCUUUGGUAUAGGAGUUACUAAUAUUAAAAGAAAUAGGUGACAGAGAAUAUAUUAAGAAAACUAUGUAACUGAAAGGAAAAGAGGGAAAAAAACCUAAACCCUCUUGUGGAUCUUCCACUUCCUCUAGUCACGAUUCCAGAAAAGGAGGAUGUGUUGCAUGUAUCCAUCUUCCACUGUUCGUGAACCAGGCCAGAGAAGUUUCUUUCUCCUUCCUGAAUCACAGAAGUAGAUAGCUUUUCACCUACACAGAUGCUAGUAACUUGUGUUUGUCAAUAAUACAGAUCACAAGCACUAAGCUAUUAAUUGCUGCAAUUUGAUGCCAAAUCAUACUAUGGGGUAACUGUUAAGGUAAGAGCCCCGCCUUAACAACACAGUUGAUUUGCAUCAAAUAACGACUAUUCUUUGCUUCUACUCUCAUGGCAGUUCACUAAAAUUGCCUCAAUAAUAUCUGAGAAUAUACUAUUGUGUAUACAGAACACACACACACACACACACACACACACACACACACACACACACACACACACACACACACACCUAGUCUUGAGACUGCAUGACCAACUCCUCUAUGCAGUGUCAGUGGCCAUGAAUAUCGAGCACAGGUGUGGACUGAAACAGACAUCUGAAAACUUGGGACUAUGGAGGGGGAGUUGUUUUUUUCUUUUAUUCUAAAAGUUGUUUAACCAAUAUAAGUUAUUUAUGGAAAUUCUUAUAUCAGAUAAUACAAUAUUCAUUUAUUUGAAAUCAUUGUUCUCUCUUGAACUAACCACAGACUUUCUGCUUACUCCUAACAGAAUUAAGAGAAGCAACUUAAGAGUUUAAUAUAUUGAUACAUUUUAAAACUAUUAUCUUUGAAAAUUCACCCUGUUUUAUUUGCUUCAUGUACCUCUUCAAGACAGCAAUUUAAAAUGCAAAACGGCAUACAAAUCAUAACAUGGUUGUAACUCUAGCUAAUGUACAGCUAGAAACUUUAAAUUGGUUUCUCUUUGCAAUAGCUUAACUCAAAUAUCUACUCUUAAUAGGAUCCUAGAUCAAGAAUU
Molecule: messenger RNA, 3970 nt
Organism: Microtus ochrogaster (prairie vole)
Lineage: Eukaryota; Metazoa; Chordata; Mammalia; Rodentia; Cricetidae
Gene: Kansl1l
Product: KAT8 regulatory NSL complex subunit 1 like
Exons: 14
Coding region: 1-2970 (989 amino acids)
Cellular component (GO): NSL complex
Molecular function (GO): histone acetyltransferase binding
Source: RefSeq, a predicted model, not a curated record